Messenger RNA from Umbelopsis ramanniana AG, 750 nucleotides. RefSeq lists its product as uncharacterized. Bases 1 to 750 code for a protein of 249 amino acids. Lineage: Eukaryota; Fungi; Mucoromycota; Umbelopsidomycetes; Umbelopsidales; Umbelopsidaceae. Gene Ontology annotation, cellular component: cytoplasm. The record is from RefSeq and is a predicted model, not a curated record. Gene Ontology annotation, molecular function: magnesium ion binding; L-phosphoserine phosphatase activity. The transcript is spliced from 5 exons. Gene Ontology annotation, biological process: dephosphorylation; L-serine biosynthetic process.
AUGAAAAAGCAACUGAUUGAUUUGUCGAGAAGCUUUGGCACUGAUGUUGCUCUACAAACUGAUAAUGUUUUCCGCAAAAACAAGAGAUUGGUUGUUUUCGAUAUGGAUUCCACUCUCAUUCAACAGGAGGUCAUUGACGAGAUUGCAAGACAUGCUGGUGUUAUGGAUAAAGUAUCUGCUAUCACAGAAGCUGCCAUGAAUGGAGAAAUCGAUUUCAAGGAGUCGCUUCGUCGACGUGUUGCACUUUUGCAAGGCACAAAUGUGGAUGUUCUUCGUACGGUCCGUGAUAGUUUGACAUUCACUGAAGGCGCAAGAUUCCUGUGCCGUGCACUUAAAAGACUUGGUUUCAAGCUCGCAGUUAUCAGCGGCGGGUUUAUACCCCUGGCAAAUUAUGUAAAGGCUGAAUUAGGUCUCGACUAUGCUUUCGCUAACCAGUUGAAGGUAUCGUCAGAUGGCUUGUUCCUUACAGGAGAAACCGUUGGCCCCAUCGUAGAUGGACUUAGAAAGGCUGAACUUCUGGAAGUUAUUGCCCAAGCUGAGGGUGUCACUCUUGACCAGGUUAUUGCAGUUGGAGAUGGAGCGAACGAUCUUUGGAUGCUUGGAAAAGCUGGACUUGGUAUUGCUUUCAAUGCCAAACCUCGUGUUCAGGAACAGGCACAAACAAGAAUCAACCAGAAGAGUUUGAGAUAUGUCCUUUCACUCCUUGGAUACUCGGACGAGGAUAUGCAACAGUUGCACGACCACUAUUAA